This is a messenger RNA of Clonostachys rhizophaga, 1743 nucleotides long. The record is from the annotation of a GenBank genome assembly. NCBI's taxonomy places the organism in Eukaryota, Fungi, Ascomycota, Sordariomycetes, Hypocreales, Bionectriaceae.
AUGGCCAUCGUCCGAGAGACACACGUCCCCCAGAAGACGCGUUUCCGAAAGCUCUACUAUUACAGAAAUGUCCCACUUCAAGAACCGACCACAUCGACGGGUGAGGAGGAAGUAAUUGUUCAAUCCAAUGGGCCAACAUCUCCCUCCUCUAGUAUCGGUGACAGCUUUUGGGUCGAUCUAUGGAACGCCCGUUCACCUUCCGAAAUUGACACUUCUUCUUCGGGGGGUCCGGGUAAUAUGGAAAGACUUUUAGGAAGAAGUAUCGUGGAAACCUCACUUAUCGAGAGUCCAACAGCGACAGAUUCCGACGAUACUCGCAUCGCCACUCCCGAUAGACGCUCUUCUGAACUAUCCUUGAGCUGCGUCCCGACUCUUCAAAUGACUACAGCUUGCCCGCAGCUACCCCCUGAUCUACUCAACUCCACCGUUCGUCGUCUUUUAUGGGACUACUUUGUCAACCGCGCAUCGCAGGUAUUCCUUUGCUGGGAACCAGAUGAUGCUCAUCUUGACAAGAAAUACACCGAUCCAUUUACAGACCAUCUUCCCGCAGUGGCCGCGGGAAGCCGCCCCAUGAUGCUCGCGUCACUCGCCCUGUCAGCAUUUCAUUUCGCUGGAGGCAGACACAACAGCGAGGACGACUCGUUGAUCACCUCGUUGAUGUCGGAGGCGUCCAAUGCCCUCGCAGCAUCACGCUGGCAGGGCCCUCAAACAUUUGGACAGCUUCUAGCCACCGUUGGCACGGCAUCUUUUCUCUACCUGUUGAAACCCAGCAGCUAUUCGGACAUGCUUCCUCUUGGUAGAAGCGCUGCAUGUUGUCUGACGGUGAAUCCUCGAUGGAGACAAAACGUGAACGAGCCUUGCUACCAAGUCAUAAUGCAGAUUUUUCGAUGGUCGGAUAUAUGUGCCCAAUGCUCUCUGAAGCGGUAUGUAUCUGUACCAGACGAGAACACACAGCUCAACCUUGAGCUGCGGGAGGGUGAGCGGGCUACCAACAUAUCUGCUUCUUACGCGGAAUGGUUUGUGCACCCGCUUUAUGCCUUUGCAGAAGACCUGAUUGCGCCACUGAGGCGAGUUGCUUGGCUAGCCCGACUACGGCAACAGGGACAUGUCGUCCCUACCGGAAUGACGGACGAGGCCGGGGCUCUCUGUAUGAGUUCCGACAAUCAGACUAUAGAAGCAACGGACUCAACCGCCGCUUUCACGAUUUCGACUGACCGCUUUAAAGCUCUCGUAGAAGAAUCUCAGGAAAUGAUUCAGGCAGCAAGUGGUAGGGUUGGGCCAGCCGGUGCGCAGCUAGACGCCCCGGACCUCCGGACAAAUCUCAAUCGUCUAGCGAUUGCUGUGGAGUCAGCCGUUGUUAUUCUCUUCUAUACGAGACUACGAGAUACACCAUGGACAAGCUCUCUGAUUCGCUUUCACGUUCGAAAAGUUGUCGAUAGCCUCUGCAAUAUUGCAGCCGGUUCCAGAUUUGCCAAUGGUGUUGUCUUCCCACUGUACAUUGCUGGCCUGGAGGCCGUCGAUACGGAUAUUCGGUCCAUGAUCAUUAACCAAAUCAAACAUCUCCCUGGUAUUUGGUCGCAGCAGGAAUCUCAGCUGGUUACUAGUCUUCAACAUGUUUGGGAGCUCAGAGAUGCGGAUCCCGGAGCGGUUUGGAGAUCCUGGAUACACAAAGGUAAUGCACCCGAUGAACGACCUCAAGGGUCUACAGAUUGUGAAACUCUGAAGUAUUGGACGGAUCACUGA